Striga hermonthica is the source of this 1560-nucleotide messenger RNA. NCBI's taxonomy places the organism in Eukaryota, Viridiplantae, Streptophyta, Magnoliopsida, Lamiales, Orobanchaceae. The record is from the annotation of a GenBank genome assembly.
AUGGGUAGCGACUCCAAGAAGAAGGUGGCCGUGGCCGGCCUUGCCUCGAUCCUCCUCGUGGCCAUGUGCGUGGCCGUGGCUGUCGGUGUCACCAAGAAGGGAGGCGAGGCCUCCUCGGACUCCUCAUCCUCAUCCUCUAGUGGCAUCUCAGCCUCCACCAAGGCAGUCCACGCCAUCUGCUCCCCGACCGACUACAAGGAGACGUGCGAGGAGAGCCUGGCGAAUGCCAACACCACCGACCCCAAGCAGCUGAUCAAGGCCGCCUUCGAGUCCACCGUAAAAAACAUCGAGGACGCCAUCAAGAACUCCGACCUCUUCAAGAAGGCCGCCGAGGACGAGCGCACCAAAGGCGCCCUCCAAGUCUGUGACGAGACUCUCGACACCUCCAUCGAGGACCUCAGGCGCUCCUUCGAAAAGAUGAAGAAGUUGUUGAAGACGUCAGGCGAGCUUCUGAGCAAUGGGCUGGCCAUGGUGACCGAUUUCUCCUCAAUCUUAUCCUCCCUCGACUUGGGUAGCUUUACGAACCGCAGGCUGCUAGCGGAAGGAGGUAUGCCUUCGUACGUGGACUCCAAGGCCCGCAAGUUGAUGGCUGCAUCACCAGCUAGCCUGAAGCCGAAUGCGGUGGUGGCCCAAGACGGUAGCGGGCAGUACAAGACAAUAGCAGCAGCCCUCAAUACCCUCCCCAAGAAAAGCAACGCGACAUUUGUCAUCUACGUCAAGGCUGGCAUAUACAAGGAGACCGUCAUCAUCCCACGCCACGUCAACAACGUUGCCAUCAUCGGCGACGGCCCCACAAAGACCCGCAUCUCCGGAAGCAAGAACUACGCCGAUGGCACCCAGACCUUCCACACUGCCGUCCUUGCGGUGAAUGGCGAAGGGUUCUUCGCCAAGGACAUCGGUAUCGAGAACACGGCUGGCCCCGAGAAGCACCAGGCAGUGGCGGUGCGCGCUUCGGGCGAUAAGGCCGUGUUCUACAACGUGCACAUGGACGGGUACCAAGACACGCUCUACGCCCACGCAUACCGCCAAUACUACCGCGGCUGCACAAUCACGGGCACGAUCGACUUCAUCUUCGGGGAUGCGGUGGCUGUGUUCCAAAACAGCCGACUGGUGGUGCGGAAGCCGAUGGACAACCAGGCGUGCAUGGUGACCGCACAGGGCCGCAAGGACAAGCGCAGCCUCGGUGUGACCGUCAUCCAGAACUGCGACAUCGUGGCCGAACCGGGCUUCCUGGCCGUGAAGCCGGCAUUGUCGGCCUACCUGGGCCGGCCGUGGAAGGAGUACUCACGCACCAUCAUCAUGCAGUCUAACAUCGACGGGUUCAUAGCACCCGAGGGGUGGUCUCCGUGGAUGGGGACAUUUGCGCUCGACACACUGUACUAUGGGGAGUAUCAGAACCGUGGGGCUGGGUCGAACCUAAGCAAGAGGGUGACGUGGAAGGGCAUCAAGAAGAUCACGCCCAAGAUAGCCGAGAGCUUCACCCCGCAGGUAGUGUUUGCUGGGGACGAGUGGGUCAAGGGCGCUGGCGUGCCUUACGUGCCAGGCUUCGUGCAGCUCUAG